CUCUGCUACUCCUCAACUUCCCACCUCAACAACAACUCAUCACCAUGUCAGGAAUAGGCCCCCAACUACCUCCUCACCUCGCGAAGCGCAAGCGCUCAACAGACGAUACCACAACCCUCAAUCCUCCCUCUCCCCCCACCAAAAUCCGCGCAACAAGCCGCGAUACAGAUACUCAGCCUCGUCGCGUCCUCGGCCCCUCCAUGCCACCCACCCACAACGAAGAAGAAAUCGGCCUCGACUCCAGCUCCGACGAUGAGCCCGGCCCUUCCCUACCCCCCGGCGUAAUGCCAGCUACAGAGUCUAAACCGCGCCGUGUAGUGGGCCCGGCAAUGCCACCACCACAGAAUACCGACGAAAUCCCACUCGACGACAGUUCCGACGACGACGCCGGGCCCUCUCUCCCCCCUUCCACCGCAACCACUGCCGCCCCAGCACCCCACCGUGUCUUGGGCCCGGCCCCCCCUCCAGCCUCCCUCUCCGAACGUCCUACAGAAGAUCCGGACUCCUCCUCAGACGACGACUACGGACCCUCCCUCCCCCCCGCCCCCGGUUCCGCAGCAGCAGUAGCCGCCGCCGCAUCUGCCACCCGUGCCCGCGAAACGGCUCGCGCAUCCGCCGCCACCGCCGCUGCAGCAUCCAGCGCGCCCAAGCGCGCAGACUGGAUGCUAGUCCCCCCAGGUGCGGAUGACUGGACCGCGCGCGUCGAUCCUACGAAGCUGAAGACCCGAAAAUUCGCAUCAGGGAAGGGAGCGAAGGCGCCGGGUGAGAAGAGCGGGAUUAGUGCAAUAUGGACCGAGACGCCCCAGGAAAAACGGCAGCGGCUUGAGGACGAGGUGUUAGGACGAAAGGAGGUAGCUACGAAUUCCGGCAAGAACGAGACGAGAGGUGCCAGAGGAGCGGGAGGGGAGGAUGAAGCAGAGCAAGCGGCGAUAGCGAAGAGGAUUCGUGAGUAUAAUGAGAGAAUGAGGGGGAAGAGUAUGGUGGAGGAGCAUACGGGGAGGCAGGCGGGGAAGGAGGAGGAGGAUGAUCCGAGUAAGCGGGGGUUUGAUAAGGAGAAGGAUAUGGGACUGGGGGGAAGGAUUGGGCAUGUGCAGAAGCAGGAGAUGUUGAGGAAGGCAGGGGAUUUUGGGUCGAGGUUUGAGAGGGGGAAGUUUUUGUGAGGGGGUGUGGUGUGUGGCUGUAAUAGGUGUUAUAUACGAAUAGAAUUCUAGAACCGGAGCAAUCAACGCACCUUGGGAUUUAUGAGAUAAUAUACAUUAGGCUCUCCUGG
Pseudogymnoascus verrucosus is the source of this 1270-nucleotide messenger RNA. RefSeq lists its product as uncharacterized. NCBI's taxonomy places the organism in Eukaryota, Fungi, Ascomycota, Leotiomycetes, Thelebolales, Thelebolaceae. Bases 45 to 1160 code for a protein of 371 amino acids. The record is from RefSeq and is a predicted model, not a curated record. The transcript has a single exon.